This is a messenger RNA of Umbelopsis ramanniana AG, 1475 nucleotides long. RefSeq lists its product as uncharacterized. The transcript has 4 exons. The record is from RefSeq and is a predicted model, not a curated record. The coding region runs from base 1 to 1380 and encodes 459 amino acids. Gene Ontology annotation, molecular function: oxidoreductase activity. NCBI's taxonomy places the organism in Eukaryota, Fungi, Mucoromycota, Umbelopsidomycetes, Umbelopsidales, Umbelopsidaceae.
AUGUCAACCAUAUUAAUUUUUGAGGGUGCUUCUGGUAUAGCCGCAGCAAGGCAAUUACAGUCCAACAAUAUCAAUGACUUUGUGAUAAUCGACGCUUUACCUUUUGUAGGAGGUAGACUUUUAAAAAGUGUUGUCAAAAGCAGAGUCCAAAAUGCGACGUUUGGCGGUGCUCAAGUUGAAUUAGGCGCAAACUGGAUAUAUGGCCACGGCGAUAACCCUAUUCAUAGGUUAGCGGUCAAGCAUGGGCUGCAGACUGUGCCAUCUGACAAGAGUAACGUGACAUACUUCGAUCAUACUGGCCAGUGUAUGGCGGAGAAAGAAGAGAAAGAAUUCAACAAGGCACUCAAAGAUAUCGGCAACCUAGCUAAACUACGCAUGCAACGAGGGCUUGUGGACCUUAGUGCAAGGACUGCUCUACAAUUAGAGGGCUGGCACGCCAACAGCUCAAUACGAGCUGCGAUUGAAUAUUUUGGUUUUGAUUGGGAACUGGCUGAACCUCCCGAAGUGACAUCUUUGGACUAUGCAGCUGCUGCUAAUGGUGGUUCCGUGAUCAAAGACCAGCCUGACGUAACUCCUGGAGACGACUUUGUUAUUGACGAACGUGGGUUUCAGUACAUAUUGCGCGCAGAAUGCGAUGCCUUAUUAGGCCAAGACACUUCACGCUUGGUCUUAUCAACAAAGAUAACGGAUGUUCAUUACGGACAGGAUAAUGUAACGGUAUUUGCCAGUAACGGAGACAUCUUUGUAGCUGACGUGGCAAUUUGUACCUUUCCCCUGGCCGUUUUACAAUCUGGCCAUGUCAAAUUUCACCCAGGUUUCCCUUCUUGGAAACGUGAGGCACUAUUCAAUUUUCAUGCUACAACCUACACAAAAAUCUGGAUGCGAUUCUCAAAGCGGUUUUGGCCAUUGGAUACACAAUUCUUUGUAUAUGCAGAUGAUGUCAGCCGCGGACACUAUCCAGUUUGGCAGACCAUGCCGCACUUAGAUGAGCCAGUAUUAAUGGCGACCGUUGUAUACCAUGAAAGUCAACGUGUGGAGCAGAUGAGCACCAAGUCAUUACAAAAGGAAGUCACUCAAGUAUUGAAGAGAAUGUUUGGACCAAAAGCGACCGCUCCAGUGGAAAUAUUAGUUCCUGUGUGGAAAAACAACCCGCUAUUCGGAAGCUCCUAUUCGAACUGGGGCUUGGGAAUGAGUGAAGCGCACCACCGAAACCUUCGUAGACGAUUAGGUCGAUUAUGGUUCGCAGGCGAAGCAAUGUCUCGCCAGUACUUUGGAUUUCUACACGGCGCAUGGAUGGAUGGUUUGGAAGUCGCUUCAGCAGUAGAGAAAUGCCUUCCGGAUGAUCCGAAUGAUGGUUACAACAUCUUCUGUUUGAUCUAAAAUACGUACCACAUGGCCAACUUCGUGAAAAAAAAAGUCCAUCUGAGAAGAACACUUUUCCGCAUUGGCGAAGAUAUGGUUUGUAUACUGUACUG